Gastrolobium bilobum is the source of this 1973-nucleotide messenger RNA. RefSeq lists its product as uncharacterized. Lineage: Eukaryota; Viridiplantae; Streptophyta; Magnoliopsida; Fabales; Fabaceae. The record is from RefSeq and is a predicted model, not a curated record. The transcript is spliced from 2 exons. Bases 610 to 1956 code for a protein of 448 amino acids.
GGGCACGCCUUUUUCUCAGGUUGUCUAUGUUCUUCAAUUGGUUUUCUUUUUCUCCUUUUUUGGUGGGGUUCUUUUCAGUUUUCAGAGCCUUUAACUCUUCCUCGGUGUGGUAGGAGAUGUGUCUCGUGAUCUUCAGCUCUGGAUUCUCUAGUUUGGUUGCUAAAAGUUCCUUUUUUUGCAUCGGAGUGUGCAAUUCUCUGCAGGUUUCCAGCAGAUGAGUAGCUUAGCUUUCUUGUUAAUGAGCCCUGAAGGUGUUUGUUUUUUUAUGUUUUUCUGGACUUUUUGAACAUUUCCCUUUUAUUUUGCUUCUGGGCAUUAUUGUUGUACUGUGUUCCUCUCUUCGGCAUGUGAGAUUUUUAUCUGUGGGUUGGAGAUGUUGGUCUCUCUGAUAUGAUAUUUGGGAGAAGGAUUCCAGUUAGAUUGAAGGCUAUUUUUUACUUGAAGAUCUAGAGGGAUAAUAGAUGGGAUUGAAAAAACUGUAGGAUUAUUGAAUAGUCAUGGGUUUGCAUGAUCUUAAUCUGUAGAUUAGUUGAAAAGCAUUUAAAAAAAGUUGGGUUUGAACUAGGAGGUGAGGUGUAAUGGGUUCAUUGGUCUGAUUUGUGAGAGGCAAUGGAAGGAAAUUUGUCACAGGGAGGUAUAAUUCAAGGUGGAUCUUCUUUUAGUGGCUUUGAUUUGCCAGGAUCAAUUCGGGUUCAUCAUCAAGCACAGCAUCCACAUACCAUGCACCAACAUCAAACUCAUCCACGUCAAGGGUCUUCUGUACAUUCCUCAGUUCAUGAUGGUUUCCCACUUACGAUGGGAACCUUGCCGAACUGUGACCAAACCAUUUCAUUGACAGACUUUAGUAAGGGAGACAGAAGCAAAAACUCCGCAAGUGAGGAAGAUGAGCCAAGCUUUACUGACGAUGGUGUUGAUGGUCACCAUGAAGCGGGUAGAGGGAAAAAAGGAUCACCUUGGCAGCGGGUGAAGUGGACUGAUAAGAUGGUAAAGCUUCUGAUAACAGCUGUUUCUUAUAUAGGAGAGGAUGUAACUUCUGAUGGUGGUGGCUGCGGAAGAAGGAAAUUUGCAGUCCUACAGAAGAAGGGUAAGUGGAAAUCUAUUUCCAAGGUCAUGGCUGAAAGGGGUUAUCAUGUUUCACCUCAGCAAUGUGAGGAUAAAUUCAAUGAUCUUAAUAAAAGGUAUAAAAAGCUUAAUGAUAUCAUAGGGAGGGGCACUUCUUGUCAGGUUGUUGAAAAUCCUGCGCUGUUGGAUGUAAUAGAUUAUCUUUCUGAGAAGGAAAAGGAUGAUGUUCGAAAAAUAUUAAGCUCAAAACACCUGUUUUAUGAGGAGAUGUGUUCUUACCAUAAUGGCAAUAGAUUGCAUUUACCCCAUGAUCCUGCAUUGCAACGUUCACUGCAGUUAGCUCUCCGAAAUAGAGAUGAUCAUGAUAACGAUGAUAUCAGAAGGUACCAUCAUGAUGAUCAUGAUGAAGACGAUCAAGAUGUGGAAUUUGACGAUCAUGAUGACUUUGAAGAGAAUUGUGCUUCCCAUGGUGAUAGUAGAGGAAUAUAUGGGCCAUUAGGUGGAUCUAUGAAGAAAUUGAAACAAGGCCAAUGCCAAGAAGAUGCUAGUACUUUUGGUAAUUCUUUAAAUUGUCAGGAUUACAACAAAAGUUCAUAUCCCCACGGGCAGAUGGUCCAAUCUGAUGCGAGUCAAGUUUUACCUGAAAGCACGAGAACAGCUUGGUUACAGAAGCAGUGGAAUGAAUCUCGCUCACUUCAAUUAGAAGAACAAAAGCUGCAAAUUCAGGUUGAGAUGUUGGAACUAGAGAAACAGAGAUUCAAGUGGCAGAGGUUUAGUAAGAGAAAGGACCGGGAGUUGGAGAAGCUGAGUCUAGAAAAUGAAAGAAUGAAGCUUGAAAAUGAACGUAUUGCUUUAGAACUGAAGCGAAAGGAAAUGGGCACUGGCUUUAACUAGGACUUGGAUUGAUAGCC